This is a messenger RNA of Prunus persica (peach), 453 nucleotides long. Its product is annotated as dnaJ homolog subfamily C member 5-like. The record is from RefSeq and is a predicted model, not a curated record. Lineage: Eukaryota; Viridiplantae; Streptophyta; Magnoliopsida; Rosales; Rosaceae. The transcript is spliced from 2 exons. Bases 19 to 306 code for a protein of 95 amino acids.
AAGAGAGCAUAGAUAGAGAUGAGUACUCCAGAACCUCCCACAGGGGUCCAAGUUGGUUGGGGCAUACUAGCUUGUUUCUGCGGCCUUAUUGGAUUAUGUGGUUAUUGCCUCACAUGUUGCUGCUGUUGUUGCUGCUGCGCUGACAAAGCUAAACUUAAAGCUGAGCUAGAGAAGGUUGAAGAACAGAUCGAGGCUGAAAAAUUGGCCAACGGUAAACAACAGGACGAGGCUAAUGAAGUGCCGAAGGAUGAUGAAGCGCCGAAGAUUAAUGAAAUUUCGAAGGGAACUGACGAAAGUCAUACAUAAUCAAAGGACGUGUGACAGGAAUUAUGUUGGCAUUUUUGCUUCUGAAAUUACAACUUCCCACGCAUUAAGACUUUUUCUUAUGUGUACUUUCCUUUAUAUUGAUGAUUGAUUCGAGAUUAAAUAAGUUUCUCAGGAGCAUUAAUUGAA